Messenger RNA from Stomoxys calcitrans (stable fly), 1149 nucleotides. RefSeq lists its product as uncharacterized. The transcript has 5 exons. The coding region runs from base 235 to 1092 and encodes 285 amino acids. NCBI's taxonomy places the organism in Eukaryota, Metazoa, Arthropoda, Insecta, Diptera, Muscidae. The record is from RefSeq and is a predicted model, not a curated record.
GAAAAAAAUUGCAUAAAUAUCCCGUUAGUCAAUCCAAAAGACAUCAUUUUACCUCCGUAGCACAUAAAAUUGGGCUUAAUAAAGCAAUUCGUGGAAGCACUUAAUAAAAAUGGAGCAAUAUUCAAAUACCUUGAAUAAGGGUUUCCACGAAUUACGGGCAGAAAAUUAAAAGAAGUGUUUACGUGUAUUAAAACUUGCUUCACACUUUCAAAUAACUCAGUAAUAUUUUUGAAAAUGGGGUGUCAUCAGUGUCUGUUAAUUUCCGCGAUAUCUGUUAUAAUUUUCGGCAUAACCGACAUAAAUGCUUCGCGUUUCUUUAGCGUAGAGCUUUCCGGAGCAAAUGUUACUUAUUUUGACCGAGAAGUUUUGAAAUGCAUGAAUUUACGUAUAUACAAUCCAAAGUUGGCUUCAAUGGAUUUUACUUUGGCGAAAGACCUAUCCAAAUUUAACUUACAUUUCCUUUUGAACAUCAUACGAAAAGAUGAGCGUCAAAAUAACAUAAUGAAUGUAACAAUGUCUGGAUGCGAGGCUUUAGCAUACAACAAGAAUGGCAAUUUCCUAAAGAUAGUACUUCGGGAGGUACAUCGUGUCUCCAAUUUGCCAAAGAAGUGUCCACUUUUGAAGCGAUUAUUCACCGUUGAAUUUUCCAAUGCAAGUGUAACACAUUGGGAUGCGGAAUUUUUACAGAGCCUGAAUUGCCGUUUAUACAGUCCAAAAGUUAUUUACGCUGAUUUCCAAUUCGUCAGAGACUUGUACAGUUUUGCAAUUAAUGCUAAGCUUGACUUGAUUAAAAAAGAUAAUCGGCAUACCAGUCUAAUGGAUAUUUCAAUGUCGGGCUGUGAGUUUUUGAACGGCAUCAAAAAUGCAAAUCUCAUUAAGGUUAUAUAUCGAGAAGUUGUUCGGGUAACAAAUUUACCAAAGAAAUGCCCAUUUUCGAAGGAUACCAUUUACACCCUAAAAAACUUUACAUUAAAGGAUAAUGACUUUCCUCCUGUCAUUCCCACGGUUAUUUGGCAAAUGCAGAUCGAGUUUACCACUGCGAACAAAACGAUAGCAUCCAUCGUCAUAGAUGGACGAGUACGAAAAUUUUAAAAUGAAAUAUAUUUAUCACAGAAAAAAUUUAAUAAUUAUACCAACGAGUAAACAUUA